Molecule: messenger RNA, 693 nt
Organism: Chondrus crispus (carragheen)
Lineage: Eukaryota; Rhodophyta; Florideophyceae; Gigartinales; Gigartinaceae
Exons: 1
Coding region: 1-693 (230 amino acids)
Source: RefSeq, a predicted model, not a curated record
AUGACACAUUCAAAGGACGCACACCUGGGCUUUUGCCUCUCCCCUGUUGCGCCAAACGCACCACUCGCAGGGGCACUACAAUCGCGCAAGGUGUCUUCCCGAACAACGAAGCAAAAGUUCCACGUCCCCACACACCCGCACCGCGCGGCCUCAAUGAGUCUCACCAACGACCUACUCAUCAAAGGGCUAGAAGUCGGGGUAGCGACGUUUGUGGGCAAGGCAGCGGGCGUGCAAAUGCCGACGGGCGGGCAGGCGAGGCGGUCGGAAGCCCAGUCUGGACGGACGCGCAAGAAAAAGAGGCGUCCCUCUUCAAGCGCGGAGCAGCGUGUGGAGGCCGAGGACGUACGCGGUAUGGUGGAGGAGGUGGUGCGUGUGGCGGGGCGCGUCGGUGAAGUGGCAGAGCGGGGUGGGCCAGAAGCGAAGAAGUGGGUCAAGCUGGCAAUCUGCAUCGGCAUCGACUUGGUCGGGUCCGGGAGCGUGGCUGUGCCGCUGGUGGGCGACGCGCUGGACUUAGUGACCGCGCCGCUCGCCGCCGUGAUGCUGCAGGCCUUGUUCGGGAGCACGCUAGUGACGGUCGGCGGACUGGCGGAGGAGCUGCUGCCCGGGACCGAUGUUAUUCCGACAGCGACGCUCGCAUGGCUGGCGGAGUAUUAUGGGUACUUGAAUGGGAAGGCGGAUGAAGCAAGCGGCUGA